This is a messenger RNA of Colletotrichum acutatum, 796 nucleotides long. RefSeq lists its product as uncharacterized. The coding region runs from base 92 to 685 and encodes 197 amino acids. The transcript is spliced from 2 exons. Lineage: Eukaryota; Fungi; Ascomycota; Sordariomycetes; Glomerellales; Glomerellaceae. The record is from RefSeq and is a predicted model, not a curated record.
GAUUCCGUUGGUUAUUGCUCUACCCAAUGCCGACGGGAGCAUAGGCACAGGGCAGUCUGAUGGUCUCACGUCGAUUUGAACUGAACGCGUCAUGAACGACAUCCAAAACUUUGCAGAGACUAAGGACCAUAGCCAGGGGUUUGCGGAAGCCUCUUGGUUGCUGGCCAGUGAUGUCGAUUCCGAGAGCUUCAUCUUUCGCAGAUUCAAUAGGUUAAGCGCCCGCAAUAUCCUGUACCUCCAGUGCGAACUUCUGGCUCUCGAGGAAAGGCUGGAAAAAUUUGAUCGGGUCGUCGAUAGAAACAUCGACACAUCGCUGCAAGAAUUCGCAAGAAAAUGGGAAAGGCUCCUUGCUCAAAGCAAUGAGGGUGAGCCGAGAGCUGUAAAUAUGAUAGCGGCGGUGCGAGAGCUACGGGUAAAGCUCAGGGAAUACCAUGAGACGCUCAAGCUUCAAAGUGAGAGAGUGGCCAUGCAUCCCCCUGAGAGAAGAGCACUAGAAGCCACGAGGAACUGGCUCGAGCAGCCAUUGCCGGUGCUCGGUGGAAGGUCAAGACACUUCUUGGAAGACGAGACCGACUUAGUUUCCUUGAAAGUGCCAGCAGAGGCUGACUUUCUCUCGAAAAGGCUCCGUGCCUGUUGGCCGGGACAGGUAAUGGGUUCUCCAGCAUCUCAUCGAGUUUUGUUCUAACACUGUCAAGGACGAACUAUCCCGUGACGGGCUUCAUCGGAUCCGUCGAUAUAAUGAAAAGUCAAUCACAGUGGCAGUCAGUCUGAUCAGUAUUGCACUCGCGGCAACUCU